Prosopis cineraria is the source of this 1749-nucleotide messenger RNA. RefSeq names its product adenylyl-sulfate kinase 3-like. Gene Ontology annotation, biological process: sulfate assimilation. Bases 411 to 1325 code for a protein of 304 amino acids. Gene Ontology annotation, molecular function: ATP binding; adenylylsulfate kinase activity. NCBI's taxonomy places the organism in Eukaryota, Viridiplantae, Streptophyta, Magnoliopsida, Fabales, Fabaceae. The record is from RefSeq and is a predicted model, not a curated record. The transcript has 7 exons.
CGUCCUCGUGCCCGCGCACGAUUUCACAGAAAAGCAUAUGCUUGUAUCUGCAGAAUUGCAGGAGUACACUCAUCGUUCACAAUUAAGCAACGACGUCGCUUUCGAGCGGUCCCCAUACAACCCACCAACCACACUUUCUCGUGCCUACCUCAUUUUGUAGUUAACCCACGCUUUUCGCUGUUCUUCAAAAAGCAAUGGUCUUGUUGAAGUAUUCAGCUAUCCCGAAUCCUUCCUCCACCCUUCUAAUUCCCUCACCACCUUUCAUUUUCUUUCCAAUAUUCUCCAGUCCUUGUAUCCCCAAAAUUUUCUCCUUUUCCUCUUCUUUAUGAUAUAAAUUUCCCUGCCUUUUCAUUUCUCUGUUUGGUAUUUUUGGGGAUUCUUUCGACGGUCUUAUUCAAGCUUUAGACACGAUGGGGAUUGCGACUGUAGGAAGACCCCACCUAAGAAGUUGUUCUGCGGCACUGGUGCUCCGCUUCGAAGCAUCGUCGUUGUCCCCGAAGCUAGGGUUUUUGGGCUUUCAAAAUGCCGAUUCUGUGGUCAAGUUGAGAUCGAGAGACUUGCUGCAAAUCAAGGCCGUAGAGGGGUCGAAGAGCGCGAGUGUUAAUGGGAUGAGUGUCGACGGUGAUGACAAGAACCCAGCGGAUUUGAACGAAAUUAUGAGGAAUGGGAGUGCCGGUAAAAAGGGGAGACAUCUCGAACAAUUAUCUAUUCUUGGAAACUCAACAAAUAUUCUCUGGCACAAAUGCUCGGUUGAAAAAGUCGAUAGACAGAAGUUACUUGAUCAGAAGGGAUGUGUAAUAUGGAUCACUGGUCUUAGUGGUUCUGGAAAGAGCACUGUGGCUUGUGCUCUAAAUCAAAUUUUGCAUCAGAAGGGGAAGUUAUCUUACGUUCUUGAUGGAGAUAAUCUCAGGCAUGGCUUGAAUAAGGACCUUAGUUUUAAAGCUGAAGAUCGUGCAGAGAAUAUAAGGAGAGUUGGUGAGGUAGCAAAGCUAUUUGCAGAUGCUGGAGUCAUCUGCAUUGCAAGCUUGAUUUCUCCCUUCAGGAGAGAUCGGGAUGCAUGCCGUGCACUUUUGCCAGUUGGAGAUUUUAUCGAGGUUUUCAUGGAUGUGCCACUACAAAUAUGUGAAGAAAGAGAUCCCAAGGGCCUUUAUAAACUUGCACGAGCAGGAAAGAUCAAAGGCUUUACUGGGAUUGAUGAUCCGUACGAGGCCCCAUUGAAUUCUGAGAUAGUGCUAAAAUGUGGAGAUCCGUGUUCUUCCCCUAUUGAGAUGGGUGAAAAAGUGGCCUUGUAUUUGGAAGAGAAAGGUUACCUACAAGCCCAAUAAUGGCGUCUUCUUUCUCUGCUACUAAAAUCUUCUGAACUCUCUCUGCUUUGCUUUAGCACCAUAUUCUGCGUCUUCUGCCUCAAUGAUGAAGUAACAAGUUUACUGGCAAAUUACUCUGAUUUCUCUCAAUGUUUGGUUAUAUUACUCUUGAUACCUUCAAGAAUUUGCUCAAUGCUCAGACUUGUUGAUAUAUUAUUGCAAAAAUUGCCCCUUCAUUCUUUUUAAUCAAUGAUUUUUUGUGCGUCAAUGAAGAGGUGUCAAAUGUAGUUUAGUCAAAUUUCACGAGAAGUCAAUGUAAUUUGUUUUGAAAGGAGCCUUCUGGCAGUGUAUAUAGACUUGGCCAAAUCCUUUAUGUGAAUAUCUGGGACCUUGUAUGAUUGUAUCCGUUAUAAAAUGAAAUGACUCUAUUUAUUGAGUUUGAUCA